Molecule: messenger RNA, 737 nt
Organism: Gasterosteus aculeatus aculeatus (three-spined stickleback)
Lineage: Eukaryota; Metazoa; Chordata; Actinopteri; Perciformes; Gasterosteidae
Gene: afp4
Product: antifreeze protein type IV
Biological process (GO): lipid transport; lipoprotein metabolic process
Cellular component (GO): extracellular region
Molecular function (GO): lipid binding
Source: RefSeq, a predicted model, not a curated record
GACUUAUCUGCACCUCUUUUUGUUUGAGAUGAUGACAUCGUGAUUAGUUGUGAUUAACUCAUCCCGUGCGGCAAUAAAAGCCUCGUUCUCCCCGACGGAAGGCACAGUUAGCUCAGAGAACCCCAGGAUUUAAGCUUUCGUUCUCAUCCCAACAACCCUUCAACCUUUCACCCCCGGUUUGCUUUUGCUCCUCUGCAGCCAUGAACUUCUCCAACAUUGCCGCUCUGGUCCUCGUGCUGGCCGUUGCCCAUGGCACGCAGGCCGGAUCACUGGUGAGGCGCGACGCGCAGUCCGAGUUGGACAAGAUCACCAAGCUCAUCAACGACAUGUCGGCAGGCCUCUCCAACGCAACCCAGGAAGUGGUGGAGAAGAUCAAGACUCUGGAGAUGUCCAACACUGCCCAGACUUACAUGGAGGACAGCAGGUCCCAGAUUCAGCCUCUGGUGGACAAGGUCCAGGCCGAGGCCGCCAAGCUGCAGGAGCAGGUCAAGCCCUUCGUCAGCGACAUGGAGGAGCAGAUCAGGCCCGUGAUGGAAAACUUCCAGACUCAGGUGAAGCCUCUGGCCGACAACUUCCAGGCGCAGGUGAAGCCUCUGGCCGACACUAUGAUGAAGAUCUUCCAGCAGCUGAUGGACCGGACCAAGGCCCUGCCCGCCCCCCAGUGAAUGUGUCGCUCUCUUCUCUGUCUUUAAGCCAUUUUACAUACAUGUCGCCAUUAAAGCGGUUUGAAAAUGAUC